AUGUCAUACAAAUCAUCUUAUUUUCGAUGUCUUGAACAUCGAUUAUCAACAUUACAUGAAGAUAUGGAUGAUCAAGAAGCAGUUAAUAUUAUUAAUCAUGACAUACCACUAGAAAAAUUACAAUCACUUGUUCAACGAGGAAAUACAACAUCAUUUAUAUUUUCAAUUAAAAAUCGAGUCGGUGGUCUAGCAAGAGCUCUUAAAGUUUUUCAAGAAAAUGGUAUCAAUGUUGUUCAUAUUGAAUCUCGUCGUUCACGUCGUACAAAUUCUGAAUAUGAAAUUUAUGUUGAUUUAGAAGCUGAUCGUAGUCGUAUUAAUGAAUCUAUGCAACAAUUAAAACGUCAAGUAUCAUGUGUUCGAAUUGAUUUAAAUAAUUUAACUGAAAAUAUAAAUCAAAAUAAUGAUGAUGUUUUUAUUAAUAAUAAUAAUAUUUCAAAUGGUAAUGGAGAUCUUGAACUACAUCCAUCAUCACCUUUUCUUGAUAAAAAUGGUGACCCAAUAAAACGUCAAAGUAAGUUGAAUGUGGAAAAUAAAAACUAA
Molecule: messenger RNA, 540 nt
Organism: Rotaria sp. Silwood1
Lineage: Eukaryota; Metazoa; Rotifera; Eurotatoria; Philodinida; Philodinidae
Source: the annotation of a GenBank genome assembly